Oncorhynchus gorbuscha (pink salmon) is the source of this 717-nucleotide messenger RNA. RefSeq names its product caskin-1-like. The transcript has a single exon. The record is from RefSeq and is a predicted model, not a curated record. NCBI's taxonomy places the organism in Eukaryota, Metazoa, Chordata, Actinopteri, Salmoniformes, Salmonidae. The coding region runs from base 106 to 717 and encodes 203 amino acids.
GACCGACAGAGACUCACAGAGGUGUGGCCAGACCAGAAGCGCCACCCUCAGCCACCCACUAAACUACCCAUCACCCCCCUCACCCCUCCUCUCACCCCCAGCUCGAUGCCCCGCUUCGCCUACCCAGCCGUGCAUAGUAAACCCAAACCUUGCAAGCCCCUUGCCCACCCCCACCCCUUCUCCUCUCCCCAGGCCUCCCCCACACAGAGGGCCUUCAACUACCUUCACACCCAGGAAGGAGGCACCUAUCUGUGCCAACGUGGUCUACCCAAGCCCCAGGCUGGAGCAAUCCCCCUCCCAGGACAAGGCCUCAACACAGAGGCUUUCAAGAAACGCACCCAGAGUCUGUCCCGCUACGCCCUGUCAGAUGGGGAACCGGAAGACGACGAGUCAUCGCUGCAGAAAUCCGUCCCUCCGGUGACCAUGCCCUCGUACGCAACACUAGGACGCAAAACAGGCUGCGGCCAAUCAAAUUCCUCCGCCGUCCAACGCCACAUCAGCCGGAGCCACUCAUUCGCUGUCCGCUCUCGCCGCAAAGGCCCGCCCCCACCACCACCUAAGAGGAUGAGCUCGGUGAGUGGCAGCCAGGCCAGUGAAUCAGGAGUGGCAGUGGUGGCAGGGCAGGUGGAGGUGGGAGGGGUGGAGACAGAGAGUGCAGGCAGUGUGAGAAGCAUCGCAGCCAGGCUACAGGGGUCCAGGCCCGGGGCAGCCCUCUAA